GGAGUUAACAACAACCACUGAGAGGAGAAAUAGUGGAAAAGAUAGGCUAAUGUAGGCUACUGUAAAUAUCAAACCAUACUUGGCCGGCCAGUGUUUAGUGGGGACUAGGGAAUGGUUAUCAGCGCGCCUGGAAACGAUGCAACUUUAUAAUGUGCAGUAGUAGCUUUCAAAGUUUAGAGGUCAAGUUUACAGAAGAGAAGCUUGGACGUUGUAAACGCAGAAGACCGUCAUGAUGACGAAUGAGAAUCUGCGGCAGAAACAAUGUUUCCACUCUGCAUCCUAGGAUCAUCAAUUACGCGCGUGUGUAUACGUAUUAUUUCAAGAAUGUGUGUAAUGCAAAAAUAUAAACCAGAGACUAGAGUGCGAGUACCCUAACGACUCUGUCCAAGUGCACUCUAAAAUCAGUAAAAAUGCACGCAGUUACCAGCCUCUCAAUGGUCAGUUUGCUAAGUUUUGGCUACCUAUCCAUGGACUGGAUCAAGCCGAAUCAAGUGGAGGAGCACACUCAAAACGAUGCCUCUAUUACGUUUGAGCCUAAGCAACCACCACACAUUAUAUUCAUACUUACGGAUGACCAAGGCUUCAAUGACAUAGGUUAUCACAACCCGGACAUUCGGACUCCAACUCUGGACAAACUGGCCGCGGAGGGGGUGAAGCUGGAGAAUUACUAUGUUCAACCUAUCUGCACUCCGUCACGCAGUCAGUUGAUCACGGGCAGAUACCAGAUCCACACAGGCCUCCAGCACUCUAUCAUCCGGCCUCGCCAGCCCAACUGCCUCCCUCUGGACAUGACCACGCUCCCACAGCGGCUGCAGGAAGCGGGGUACGCUACUCACAUGGUGGGCAAAUGGCACCUUGGCUUCUACAGGAAGGAGUGUCUGCCCACGCGCCGAGGCUUCCACAGCUACUUUGGCUCUCUGACGGGCAGCGUGGACUACUACACGUAUGGCUCCUGUGACGGACCAGGCCUGUGUGGCUACGACCUCCACGAGGGUGAAACCGUGGCCUGGGGCCGUGGAGGCAAGUUCUCCACCCACCUCUACACGCAGAGGGUACGCAAGAUCCUAUCCACUCACGAUCCGUCCCACCAGCCCCUGUUCAUGUUCCUCUCCCUCCAGGCUGUCCACACGCCCCUUCAGUCACCCAAGGCCUACAUCUACCCCUACCGCGGGAUGGGGAACGUAGCCAGAAGGAAGUACGCAGCCAUGGUGUCCAUCGUCGACGAGGCUGUGCGCAAUGUCACCUACGCUCUGCGCAAGUAUGGCUACUACCGCAACAGUGUGCUCAUCUUCUCCACGGACAACGGUGCCCAGCCGUUCACUGGGGGGAGUAACUGGCCCCUGCGAGGGCGUAAGGGGACCUACUGGGAGGGAGGGGUCCGUGGGGUGGGCUUCGUACACAGCCCCCUGCUGCGUCACAAGCGGAGGGUUUCCAAGGCCCUCUUGCACAUCACUGACUGGUACCCAACCCUGGUUGGUCUGGCUGGGGGUAACGUGUCACAGACUGAAGGUCUUGACGGCUACAAUGUAUGGCCAACUAUCAGUGAGGGCAGGGAGUCCCCACGCCUGGAGAUCCUCCAUAACAUUGACCCACUCCACCGGCGCUCUGGCCUGGCGUCUGGGUCUGGACAGGAGGCCCAGCAUGUGUGGGACACCUCGGUCCAAGCUGCCAUCCGGGUGGGGGACUGGAAGCUGCUAACAGGGGACCCGGGCCAUGGAGACUGGGUCCCACCACAGGUACUGGCCAACUUCCCAGGCAGCUGGUGGAACCUGGAGCGGAACACUGAGGGAACAGGGAAGUCUGUGUGGCUCUUCAACAUCACAGGAGACCCCUAUGAACGCAGUGACAUGGCUGUGCAGAGGCCUGAUGUGGUCAAGAAGCUGCUAGAACGUCUGGCCUACUACAACUGCACUGCCGUCCCUGUUAGGUUCCCCGCCGACGAUCCCCGGGCCAAUCCAGACCGCAACGGGGGGGCCUGGGUACCCUGGGUCGGGGGGGACGAGGACGAGCCGAAAUGGAACGGGGUUUAUAAGAAAGGGAGGAAUAAAAAGAAGAAGAAAUGCAAGCUGUGCAAACUGAGAUCCUUUUUCAAGAAACUGAAUACAAGGAUAAUGUCCAAUAGAAUAUGAGGUGGGAAAGUCGAUGACACUCAGUCACAAGUAGCCUAUACAUUUUACACUGCAAGAGUAAUCUGAGCCAGCAAACACGUUGUGUGUGUGUGACAAUGGAAAAUGAUGUUUACUACACUGCAUCUCUUUGAGUGUGCUGUCAUAUGUUUUUUGGAUGUAGGACUAUUGGGUUCUAUUGUGUUUAUUACAUGUUCUAUUUGAUCCACUUGUAGUGCGUAGCUAAGUGAAUUCAACAAGUUUAUGUUGACCUACUCACUUGGGGUUAUUUCAGCAGUAGUGACAUGAACUGACCUGUUUUUCUUUUCUAUAUUUUUGAAAAUAUCUAAGUAAAGAAACAACUGUUUUAAUUCAACAGAAGCUAAUGGGUGAUUCCUCGUGAAAUUAGAACAAAACAAGCUCAUGAUUUUGGGGAGUUUCAUAUCAUUUAAUCGAUAGAAGAGUCCUUUGGAGGAAGGAUUGUUGACAUGUAUUUGACAUUUGUAUCUUUUUUGGCCUUACCUGGGCCUCCUUUUAAAGCUGCGAUCCGCGCUAGGCAAAACAGAGCCAUUGGCCGCACCAAGCGCAUUUGUUUUGUAAAAAAACAUUUGUAAAUCAAAUCAAAUGUAUUUAUAUAGCCCUUUGUCCAUCAGCUGAUAUCUCAAAGUGCUGUACAGAAACCCAGUAUGAAGGUGUUGCAGCACGUUGGCUAGGAAAAACUCCCUAGAAAGGCCAAAACCUCGGAAGAAACCUAGAGAGGAACCAGGCUAUGAGGGGUGACCAGUCCUCUUCUGGCUGUGCCGGGUGGAGAUUAUAACAGAACAUGGCCAAGAUGUUCAAAUGUUCAUAAAUGACUAGCAUGGUCAAAUAAUAGGUCUGGGACAGGUAGCACAUCCGGUGAACACGUCAGGAUUCCAUAGCCGCAGGCAGAACAGUUGAAACUGGAGCAGCAGCACGGCCAGGUGGACUGGGGACAGCAAGGAGUCAUCAUGCCAGGUAGUCCUGAGGCAUGGUCCUACGGCUCAGGUCCUCCGAGAGAGAGAGAAAGAAAGAGAGAAUUAGAGGAAGCAUACUUAAAUUCACACAGGACACCGGAUAAGACAGGAGAAGUACUCCAGAUAUAAGAAACUGACCCUAGCCCCCCGACACAUAAACUACUGCAGCAUAAAUACUGGAGGCUGAGACAGGAGGGGUCAGGAGAUACUGUGACCCCAUCUGAUGAUACCCCCGGACAGGGCCAAACAGGAAGGAUAUAAGUAGUACAUUCUAUACUUUUCUAUCGCGCGUGCAAUGAUGUGCUGAUGUCUGAGGGAAAAAACAGUGUUCCCUGUUUAAACUUCUUUGCUAUUGUAAUAUUGCAGUUUCACCGUUACCGAUUGCAGCUUUAAGACGCGAUAGUGUUUUACAGAUUUCUCUGUAAUAUGAGUAGUAUUUGGAGUUAAAUAAUAAUUGUCUUACAUUAAUUAAUGCAUUUUGUAAAAUAUAGACAUGUAAAAUGUACCAUUUUUGAUUUGGCAAAUUUUUCUAUUGUUGAACAUAAUAUAUUCAAUGGGCAUAUCUAAGUUCCAGAGUAGGAUCUUUGCUAGUUUUAAAGUAAUGGUCCAUUUUAAAGAGAAAUAUGUGCAUGUUAGGCAGGUUUCCAUUGAAGUUUAUACUACAAAGCAAAAGCUAUGUCGCAAAUAACACUGCAACAUGUGUAAUGGAAACUGCAGCAAUAGAAUAAAUGUUCUAAAGAUCAACAAAAUGUUUAUCCAUUUGACAGGGGUGGGGUUUUUUCUUUUGUUUUUCUUUGUUUAUUGCGGCAAAUUAUGUAACCCGUGUUUUUUCGAAUACAUGAUGAUUGCCGAAUAAUUUCGAAGGUACGUGGGGCUUGGUGAUGUCAUCACAUAACUACAGUGCCUUCAGAAAUGAUUCAUCACAUCCCUUGACUUUAAAAAAUAAAUAAAAAUUGUUACAGCCUGAAUUUAAAAUGGAUCAAAUGUAGAUUUGUUUUGUCACUGGCCUGCACACAAUACCCCAUAAUGUCAAAGUGGAAUUAUGUUUUUUUUUUAGAUGUUUACAAAUAAAGGAAAAAUAAAAUCCCGAAAUGUCUUGAGUCAAUACGUAAUCCUACCCCUUUGUUAUGGCAAACCUAAAUACGUUCAGGUGUAGAAAUUCACAUAAGUUGCAUGUACUCCCUCUGUGUGCAAUAAUAGUGUUUAACAGUGACUAGCUCAUCUCUGCAACCCACACAAACAAUUAUCUGUAAGGUCCCUCAGUCGAGCAGUGAAUUUCAAACAUAGAUUCAACCACAACGACCACUGAGGUUUUCCAGCGUCUAGCAAAAAAGGGCACCUACUGUUUUGUUACAUGGGUAAAAAUACAAAUAUAUAUCCGUUUGACCAUGGUAAAGUUAUUAAUUACAUUUCAUAUUGCUGUAUCAAUACACCCAGUCAAUACAAAGACACAGGCAUCCUUCCUAACUCAAUUGCCAGAGAGGAAGGAAACCGCUCAGGGAUUUCACCAUGAGGCCAAUGGUGACUUUAAAACAGUUACAGAGUUUAACUGUUAUAGGAGAGAAGUUAGAUGCUUCAACAACAUUGUAGUUACUCCACAAUACUAACCUAAUUGAAAGAGUGAAAAGAAGGAAGCCUGUACAGAAUUAAAAUAUUCCAAAACAUGCAUUCUGUUUGCAACAAGGCACUAAAGUAAUACUGCAAAAAAAAAUGGUCUUGAAUACAGGUGUUAUGUUUGGGGCAAAUCCAAUACAACACUUACUGAGUACCACUCUCCAUAUUUUCAAGCAUAGUGGUGGUUGCAUCAUGUUAUGGGUAUGCUUGUAAUUGUUAAGUGGGGAGUUUUUUUCAGGAUACAGAAGAAAUGUAAUGGAGCUAAGCACAGGCAAAAUCUUAGAGUAAAACCUGGCUCGGUCUGCUUCCACUCGACACUGGGAGAUGAAUUCACCUUUCAGCAGGACAAUAACCUAAAACACAAGGCCAAAUCUACACUGGAGUUGCUUAACAAGAAGACAGUGAAUGUUCCUGAGUGGUCUGGUUACAGUUUUGACUUAAAUUGGCUUGAACAUCUAUGGCAAGACUUGAAAAUGCCUGUUUGACAGAGCUUAAAGAAUUUUGAAAAGGAUAAUUGGCAAAUAUUGAACUUUCCAAGUGUGCAAAGUUCUUAGACACUUACCCAGAAAGACUGCCCGCUGUAAUUGCUGCCAAAGGUGAUUCUAAUACGAAUUGAGUCAGGGGUGUGAAUACUUAUGUAAAUGAGAUAUUUCUGUAUUUCAUUUUCAAGAAAUGUGCAAAUAUUUCAAAAAACACAUUGAAACGUUUUCUUUAAGGGGUAUUGUGUGUAGAUGUGUGAUUUAAUCCAUGUUGAUUUCAGGGUGUAAUACAACAAAAUGUGUAAUAAGUCAAGGGGUAUGAAUACUUUCUGAAGGCACUGCAUAAAGCUCAACUCCACAUAUGUAAAUGCCUACUGCUUGCUAAAUCUAUUUUUCAACUAUAUAAAACAACGAAACGUUUCUUUGCAGGACAAGGAUCGUCUUGACUUUCAAGAAUGCCACAAUUGCUUCGCUUGCUUUCCUGGUUGGCUGGAUGCAAGUUACAACAUCCAAUUAUUUCAGAUAUACAGGACUGCAAGUCUCACCUUGGCAAGGACCAUGGCAAUAGGCUCAUUUGACACAUGAGAAGUAUUAGAAUACGGCACAUAUUAGUCUACUCUUGCAUUCUGUCCAUGCUGACUUGUGUGUGCUACCAGAGACACGAAACAAAUAGGUGGGAAGGUAUACAGGCUGUCGCAAAUUGGAUCAUUUGUCUAUAAGUAGCAGAGAUCCACUCCAGAACGUCGAUAUGCAUGUAGAGUGUAUUAUGGUCAACAAUAUAUUGAAGUAUUAGCCAGAUACAUUUUUAAAUUAUUUUUUUCAAUAUUUUUAAAUGUUUGUAAGAAAAUACUACUCAUAUUACAUAGCAAGUGGUGAAGCUUCAUAUGAGACCAUUGUCUGCUUUGUAGCACCUACAGAUGAAACGUUAUGGAGUCUUAACGGACUAAACAGACAUUUAGGUCAGGCCAAAAUAUCACAAACAUUCCAACUUGAAUGAAUUAUUUCCCAAUUAUGCUUUAAGAUACAGACGUCAAUCCUUCCUCCAAAGGACUCUUCUCUGGAUAACCUUUUGUGAAUAUCCACAAAAUCAUGAUCUUGUGUUGUUCUAGUUUUCACACUAAUGUCAUAUUCCUCUUCACUUCUUUGUGAAACUCACAGACAUCCUCACCUUGACAACAGACACAGACCAUUGGUCGCUUCUUAUACAAGGCACUUCCUUGAAUGUACUGAAUGUCAUCCUACACCAGCUGAUAGGCCAAACUGGUCUCAUAGACUAGACGUAACAUAUUAAAUGUCAAUCCGGGACACUGAAAUUAGUAUGAUAUGUUACGUUUGGCAUGGUUAAAUAAGACAGAUGGAUACUUAAGGAAAACUGAAAAGAAAAGUGUUGGUGAAAUGCUUAGUCUUUUCUUAUUAUUGUCUGAUUGCUCUCUUAAUGUCACAACCGUCUGGAAAAAGUUGUUAAGGGGAUGUGUUGAUAGUGUCUUGUCUCCAAUGGAAACCAUUCAACUCUGUAGUUAAAGAUGCACCAUGCAAAAAUAUCUCAGCCAUUUCCUGGUUGAACAGAUCUACCACUUCAAAGCUGCAAUAUGUAACUUUUUGGGAGACAAAACCAAAUUAACAUAGAAAUGUUGUCUAAUUGAAAGCAAGUCUAAGAAGCGGUAGAUAUGUUCUAUGUGCGCUAUUUCUAUGCUUCCUGUUCUUAAGUUUUGUUUUAGCCUCUGUUACUUUGGUUUUGUACACCAGCUUCAAACAGCUGAAAAUACUAUAUUUUUGUUUAUGUAAAAUAUAUUUCACAGCGGUUUAGAUGGUACAAAGAUUCUCUACACUACACUUGCUUGUUUUGUCACAUAAACUGAAAUUAGGUGAACUAUUAUAAUUUUAGCAACCAGGAAAUGGCAGAGUGAUUUCUGCAUAGUGCGUCUUUAAUGAUUUAUUCAGAAGUCUACCAAGAAAGUACUGUAAGCGGAGCUCUUAGCAGUGAAUUUAAACACAAAGGUCUGUCUGGCCCUUGUAGCCUUUUCCUGCAGUCAAAUUACCUAGUGUCCUCAUGGGUGGAAUGUUAUUAAUAUUUUUCAUAAUUUCAUAAUCAACUUUUUUUUUUAAACACAGAUAAUCUGGUGUUUCUAUGUCAAACAGUUUUGUUAUAUUCUUCUGUAAUGUAUAUAAAGUGUAAUAUUGGGAAGCAAACUCAAAAUGGAAUAUAUUUCAACUCUAUAUCUGA
Molecule: messenger RNA, 7417 nt
Organism: Oncorhynchus nerka (sockeye salmon)
Lineage: Eukaryota; Metazoa; Chordata; Actinopteri; Salmoniformes; Salmonidae
Product: arylsulfatase I-like
Exons: 2
Coding region: 411-2129 (572 amino acids)
Source: RefSeq, a predicted model, not a curated record